Molecule: messenger RNA, 3206 nt
Organism: Pocillopora verrucosa
Lineage: Eukaryota; Metazoa; Cnidaria; Anthozoa; Scleractinia; Pocilloporidae
Product: ATP-dependent DNA helicase Q5
Biological process (GO): double-strand break repair via homologous recombination
Cellular component (GO): nucleus; cytoplasm; chromosome
Molecular function (GO): ATP binding; nucleic acid binding; 3'-5' DNA helicase activity
Source: RefSeq, a predicted model, not a curated record
UUCCUCUUCGUAAAUUAAUCGGAAACCGAAAGUCAAACGAAGAUUUAAAAACAUGGUUGGACGUGUAAUGGCUCGACUGUGAUUAUAUCAUGAAACUCUAGUAUGUGGAACUUGUUGCUGGGACAGUAUGGAAACUCAAGCUCUGACGAAAUGUUUGAAGACUGUUUUUAAGCAUAGUGAUUUCAAAUCAAAACUCCAAAAAGAAGCGAUAGAAUGUCUUUGUGAAGGAAAACAAGAUGUUUUUGUGUCCAUGCCUACUGGAUCAGGAAAGUCACUUUGCUAUCAACUUCCAGCAGUUGUGGCUGAAGGAAUAACAGUUGUCUUUUCUCCUCUGAUUGCCCUGAUUCAGGAUCAAGUAUCACACUUAAAAUCACUCUCUAUCAAAGCUGAAACACUUAACUCAAAACUUUCAGCUACUGAGAGAAAGAAGGUGUAUUCAGAAAUUUAUAAACUGAAGCCUUUGAUCAAGCUUUUAUACAUCACUCCCGAACUUGCAGCAACACCUGGAUUUCAGAAAGUGUUAAGCUCUCUGCACAAGAGGAAGCUUUUGUCAUACUUUGUUGUGGAUGAAGCACAUUGUGUGUCACAGUGGGGACAUGACUUCAGGCCUGAUUACCUGAAGCUUGGUUCAUUGCGAGGACAGUUUAGUGAUGUACAUUGGAUUGCCCUCACAGCAACUGCUACACCUCAUGUUCAAGAAGAUGUGCUCUCCUCUCUCCAGCUCCACAAACCCACAGCAAUUUUCAAGACUUCUUGUUUUCGGCCAAAUUUAUUUUAUGAUGUUUGUUUCAAAGAACUUCUUGAUGAUCCAUAUGCUGACCUUAAGGGUUUUGUUGAGUCAGCAUUAUCAGAACAGGACAACAGUGGAGAUGGGGGUAGUGGUAUUAUUUACUGUCGUACUCGUGAUGCCUGUCAAGAAGUGGCUUCAAGGCUGUGUAGAAAGGGACUCUCUGCAAAAGCUUAUCAUGCAGGUUUGAAACCAGCUAAACGAGAUGAGGUCCAGCAGGAGUGGAUGGAUGGAAAAGUUUCAGUUAUUGUGGCUACUAUAAGUUUUGGUAUGGGAGUUGACAAAUCCUCCGUGAGAUUUGUUGUGCACUGGACAUUGCCACAGUCAAUGGAGGGGUACUACCAAGAGUCAGGUAGAGCUGGAAGGGAUGGAAAACCUUCCUUCUGCAGAUUGUAUUAUUCCAAGCUUGAAAGGGAUCAAGUAUUUUUUCUCAUCAAAAAGGGAAUCAAGGAAAAGAAGCAAAGUGCUUUGUCUACUGGAAGGAAGGAUGACGCAGUGCAGUCUAGUUACGAGGCAAUUGUAAAAUAUUGCGAACAACCCAGCUGUAGACACGCUACGAUUGCGUCUUAUUUUGGAGACAGCAAACCAAAGUGUCCCAAAGGCUGUGACUACUGUAAAGAUCCUGAUGCAGUAGACAAUCUUGUGGAUCACUGGCGCCGCGGAGUUAUAGCAGUUCGCAACAGGAACGUGACCGCUGGAAGAACGUACAUUGCUUACGGUCUGUCGAGCGGAGAAGAUGAUGAGCUUUAUGGAGGAGGAAAGUGGGGAUACGACAGAAAGGUAUUUGAAGACGAAGACAAUGAUGAUGAUAGCGGUGCAGGAGCCAGUGAGGAGGAACGUGCUUUCCGAUGUAAAUUGAUCGCGGAUGAGUUCAGGAAACGUCGCAGGGGACAGCCUCAGUUCUCUUCGAUCAGUCACCAAUCACCUAGUCCUGACUGUCGUCUCAAAGAAGCGACAAAUUACUUACAUAUUCCAAAGCUCUCCGUCCAGGUGAGAGAACAUUGUUUCGGUCUGUUGGACGAAGCAAUGAAAGCAAAUAUAAAUCAAUGUGCCAAAAUGGACAAUUCUGCAAGGUUAUUGUUUGAGAUGGAGUCCACUCUGGUUGACAUUGAACAUACUAUCUUCAAGAAUAGCAAGACUGAUAUCGGAUACAAAACUACCAUGCUUAAAAAGGUGAGUGAGGUGAAGUCUAGUUCAAGUAAUGGCAGCGUUUUUGUCUGGGAUGGAGCCUACUCGAACAGCACAACAUCGUCAACUUCAGUCAUGGAUGAAAAAAACGGAGACUUCGACGAGGAAACAGAGAAGAGGGACAACAUGGGAUGCACUUCAUUUGUGUCUGCACUGCAGUUGAUGAAAUCAAGUGAUACCAUAACAAAAGAGCCGGCUGAAUCCAAACAACCAGUUAAGGCUCCCAUUCGUAGAGUGAUUCCGACAAUAAAGUACUUCUUCGAAAUCGGUGGUAAUAGUGAAGUCAAAGAAGAACCCUUGCAGCAACCGCAGCAGCCGCCCGAGCAAGAGCCACCAAAAUCACGAUACGUAGGAAAAGGUGCAAGAAAGUCAGCUAAAAAGCGUAAAAAUCACAAACAAGUUGCGUCAGAGGGCUUUUGGUGGUUAGAAGAUUCACCUCUUCGUAAGAAAACCAGGUUAGAAGAUAAUCAUUCAGAACAUCGUAGUAAAACUGAAAAUGCUGCGACUUCCAGUGACGUCUUCUUCAGCAAAGCGUCGGAGUUGAAGCCUUUGAAACGCGUCAGCAAAAGUGCCUCGUUCAAGUUUAAUGAUACAAAUUCAGUUCCAUGGCAAAUGCUUGAAAGUUGUUCACCCAAGGACAGGCUUCCGCUGAACAUACGUCCUUCGUUAAAGACAAACACUACGGCCUCUAACGAAGGCGUUCAUCAGAAAGGGUCUAGUGAUGGCUCGCCACUUGGUAUCCAUGGUAAUGUCUCGCCAGGAGACUCUGUGGGUGUAAAGGAUGUAGCGAAUGUGGUUGUUAAGUACUUGUCUCCGUACCUCAAACAAGGCUCUAUUACCUCCAAGGCCUUAUUUAAGUUUUUGGCUCGCUGCAUCACUCACAGACUCAUGGGAUCUGGCAAAGCGUCUUCUUCUUCAAGAAAACAAGAAGUUAAGACGACAGUAAAGAAGUUGUUUGAGGUUUGCAAGAAAUUUGAAAAGGAAAGUGACUGGGAGAAAUACGUCCGAGCUGAAGAAUCUGGCAAGGCAUAAUGAUUAGGAAGUUAAUUUGAAGAAUCUUCAUUCAUCAGAUAUUUCUUCUGUCGAAGGAAUGUGAAAAUAUUUUUUGUUAUUGCAAUGGUUGUGUUAAACACUGAAUAUGACAAUUUAAGUCAAACUCAUUAUUUAUAUGAAAAUUAUAAGUAAAAUUAUUGAAUUAUAAGAAUUGAUAAAGUGGAGAUUGUCAUACUGA